UUACCCAAUAGAACCAAAUAGUAAAAAACACAAUCGGUUAUUCUGUUAACACGGUGAGCAAGAUCGAUUCCUGAAAUCGAAUACCGACCGAAUCGAUUCCGUGGCGGUUUUAAUUCGUACGUUGAAUCGCGCGCUCCAAUAAACCCCCGGAACAACAAACAGCGCCUUUGAUAAACGCCCUCGGGGCAGACGCGCUACGGACGCUGCGCUCGACAACCCCGACAGUUUAUAGUUCAUGCCCUCAGGGCGUCCAGUGGUAGCAAUGCGAGAGCGCGGCGGAGCCUCCGGGCAGACUCACCCCGACUGUGCCCGCCUUUGAACGUCGCCUCGGCCGCGGCAGCGGGAGGGCUGCCAUGAUGCCCGAGGACCGCAGACCCAGGGAGGGCGCCGAGGACCCGCCCGCCUCGGACGUCUGCGGCGGCUGCGGGCUCCUGCAGGAGAAACUCAACGAGUACAUGCUGACGUGCCUGACGCUCAAGCAGAAGAUCCUGGACUCGCACGCCAUCAUUGAGCAGUAUCACAGCAAGUGCGACGAACUGCAGCAGCUGGAGAGGGAGAGUGGGGAGCUGAGGCAGCAGCUGCUGGAGCUGCAGACUCGCAUGGCCUCUCGCGACAAGCACCCACACUUGCUGCUCAAGCUCACCGAGGAGCUGGAGGAGAAGAAGAGCUCCCUGAGGAUUUUUCAAGUGAAAGCCCGAGAGGCCGAGCAGCUGGGCCUGGAUCUAAAGGCGAUGCAGAUCCGGGAGAAAAAAUCUGAAGAGAAGAUGAAGCGUCUGUCAGAGUUAAACUCUAAACAGCACGAGGAGCUGAAGCAGCUGAGGCGGGACAAGCGAUCGACCGAGACGCAGCUGAAGAAGGCGCAGGAGCAGGUGGAGGUGCUCAGGAGUAGACAAGGAUCCCCCCCAGCCCGAGGAAGACGGAGAUCUGGAGCCAUCCCCGAGGCAGGGAAAGUGCGAAUCCGAGCGCUGCUCAGGGACCUGUGGAGCUGCCUCGAGGAACCGGGGGAUGGGGACACCGAGGAUUUGGCCCCCCCAGCCCCAGCCAGCAGCAUGUUUACCACUUCCAGGAAGAAACGCACACGCAGCAAGGCCAGUGCCGUUGUCGGCGGAGAGACCCUCGGGGACAGGAGCCUCUCCCGCAGCGCGGCUCCCACCGACCAGGAGGAGGACUGCGCAACUGAUGCCGCCACCGCCACCAAGCGCAAGCGGCGGAGGCGGAAAGUGAAACUCGCCAGGGACGGCGACAGCAACGUCUCAGCGUUAUCGGAACCCGAGAGGGAUGACGAGGGCGGCGAGCGGCACGGGGGCGACGCCGGGGAUUCGAGCAGCCGGGCGCCGACGGACGAGCGGGGACUGUCGGCGGGGGAGCCGGACGAAGGCCUAAGCUCGCCCGAGUCCCCGGCGGCCCCCACGGCCAGGAGCUCCGAGUGGCAGAACCCAGAGGAGACGGCGGAGGAAGCCGAGGUGGACGGCGAGCAAGGGCGCGAAGAGGACGACUCGGAGCCGCGCGAGGCCGGAAACGCGGCGCCACGCCGAGCGGACGCCUUCAGCCGUGCGGAGGAGCUCGAGGAGCUGGCGUUGGAGGUGGAGGAGAUCCUGGGCCUCGCCUCGGAAAUGGGCCACCUGCGGCAGCCGCUGUCUCCACUGCCACGUUCGCCCGAGCCCAGACAGGCGUGGUUCGUUGACGUCUCGUCCAGCGACGCCGAGGGAGGCGAGGAGGCGGAGGUCCGGAGGAACCGGGCGGUCACGGCACCGCCGCGGGGAGAGUCUCCGGACGGCGCCGUGCGGUCCGCAGACGCGGGCACCGCCGGAGACGUGGCCCAGCGGGAAGAGGAGGCGCUGAGCACGGGAGACGGGGACCUGGCGGGAGAGCGGGAGAGGCACGAUGGCGGAGACGCGGGCCUAGUUGGAGAGAGGGAGGGAGGUACGGAGGGAGAUGUGAACCAGUCGGGAGAACGUAAGAGUUGGAUAGUUGUGGCUCGGGCAGCUGUGGAGCAGAUGCCUCCUGCGGUCUGCGCGGGUGAGGGCAAUGGGAGCCUUUGCGGCCCAGAGAAAAGGAACCGUGGGGCUCAAGUUUCUGCCUUGGAGGCCUCGUUGGGUCCGGAGAUAAGUGGAUGCGAGCCGCAACCUGCAACAACAACUCCGGUGUGGCCGCAACCGGCAUUCUCAACUCCCUCACAGUUAGAAUGUGGCCAGGCAGGAGGUGAGACGGAAGCAGGGAAGGGCAUCUUUGAGGCGGCAGAAUCUGUGGACGAUGAGAGAACUGGAAAGAGAGGUGAUGAACACGAGAGCCCCCUGGAGAGAGCAAAGGAAAGAGGGAGCAAUGGGGAUGGAGUGGAGAGAGAUGGACAGGAGGAAGAUGAGAGAGUGGAGGAGGGAGUCAAGAGAGUGGCAGAGGAGGAGGACUAUGAGAGCGUGGUGGAAGGAAAGAGCAAGCAGGAGGGAGUAGAGGGAGAGAAGGUGAAUGAGAGAUUUGAAGGAGUGGAGAGAAAGGGACAGAAGGAAGAUCAGAGAGUGGAGGAGAAGGUAAAGAGAGUGGUAGAGGAGGAGGAAGAGGAGGAGAGCGUGGUGGGGGGAGAGAGCAAAGAGGAGGGAGUAGGGCGAGCAAAGUACGAGGAGGAAAACAAAGCGGUGGAAUGGACGGCCAUGGUGGAAGCGGAGAGUGUGGGAGAGGGAGCGAACAAUGGGAGCAUGGGGAGAGGGGAGUUGGAUCACGUGGAAAGCGUGGGGAGUGCCGUUGUCAGGAGUGAGGUGCUGGGUCACGUGAAUGGGGAGAGCCAUGACGAGCAGAAGGGCUCGGAGAGUGUUGAGCUGGUGCACGGUGACAGCGAGGAGCGGAAGAUCUCGGAGGUGAACACGGAGAGCGCCGAGUUGGACCUUGCUGACGGUGGGGCGAGUGAGAGCGGAGAAAAGAGCACGGAGGAGGAGUUCGUUCACGUUGUUGCGAGUAAGAAGGGGGAGAGUGCGGAGGCGAGCACAGGGAGAGGGCUGUUGGGUUGCAUUGGGGGUGCGGGCAGCACGAGCACAGAGCAGAGUUCGGGGAGCAUUGAGUUGGUUCCCCUUGAGAGUACGCAGAGUGAGAGCGUGGAGGAGAGCACAGCGGGAGUGGAGUCGGCCGGUUUUGAGAGCGAGGAGAGCGUGGGGAUCAUGGCCGUCGGCACGGGGUCCAUCCAGCGCAAGGUGCGGAGGCUGCGCAGUGGGAGCCGCCUACAGCUGCUCCCCUCCUGCUCUUCGGCCAGAAACGGAAACGGCACGGGAAGUGAAACCUCCCCCGGCGACGCCGCCACCGUCGCUCCCGGGAGUCUCGGAGCCGCAGCGGUGCAGCCGAAGAGGAAGCGCGGGCGACCCCCGAAGAAUAAAUCGGCGGCCGAGAGCGCGUCGACGCCAAGCCCGGGAAGCCCCGAAGCAGCGGGGACGGCUCGCCAAGCCUCCCGCUCGGAGCGAUACGAUGCCGACGAGGAGGAUGAAGCGGCGGUGGUCCCACCGGGACCCGUGUCAGACUCGCCGCUGGUGGAGAAGGUGUUCAGAGAGAUGUGUCUGUCUCCGCUGGCCCUGCUCGACCCCCUGCUCGCUACCCCGGUCCGGCCGACCGGGCAGCGUCUGCACGACGGGCCGCCGCGGGGGGGGGUCGCCACGGACCGCGGGGAGGCCUCGGCACCGUCCGCGGGUGGAUCCUCGCCGCCGCCGCGGCCACUGCCGGCGUCCAGCCCCGGCGGCGGCGGCGGCGGCGGCGACGGCGGCAGAAGCCCCGCGACGUUUCCGUCGCCGCUGCAGUUCUCGGCGAGCACGCCCAAGGGGGCGCUGCGCGUGCCGGGCUGGAGGAUGUCGCGUCGCCAGCAGCAGCAGCCGGCGGCGGCGGCGGCGGCGGCGAGUGUGGCGGCGGCGGCGGUGGCGCAGGGCGAGAACGUGCUGCGCGCGCUUGACUCGAUGUACCCGACGCUGUCGGGGCAGGCGCGCACGUUGCGCAUCCUUCGCGGGGACGGGCCGCUCUACCGUGACGUGGCACCAGCGGGGCUCCCCGCGGCCGUGUCCGACCCGCCCGGCGGGGGCAGCGCCGGCGCCUUAAAUUCCGGCGCCGACCCGGGCGUCGGGAACGUCUCCUCCGCCUUCACGAAAACCGACUCCGCGUUGGAAGCGGCGGCGAAGGCGGCGGUGGCGUUGGCCAGCGAGGGCCCAGCCCGUGCGGAGGAACCCUCGGCGGAACGGAGCCCAGAGGAGAACGGAGAGACGGAGGGAGCGGCCGAAACCGCGGGGCCUACGCCGGGUCCGGCCUCGAGGAAGCGGCGGAGAGCAGAACCGGUGACUUUGCCCGAGCCCAGCGAACCCGGCUCCGCACCGCAGCCCUCCCCGCUGCCCGGCGCCGUAGAAAAAAAACGGUGCCGCAAGCGCGAAACCAACCCCACCCCGCGGGACCACGAGCCUCCUCGCACGCCAACUCCGGCCGACGGCACCCAUGCCGGCGAGCGGGCGGCAGGCGUGGUGCUGCCGGUGGAGCAGGCGGACCCGCUGCGUUGGGCCGUGCGGCUCCUGCAGCGCGAGUGCUUCGACUUGUUCCCGGCGGUGCACGCGGCCGUGCACGUUGGGAACCUCCCGGUGAGGCCCAUGCUGAGGCCAGAGGAGAGCGACGUCGUGCGAGCCUUCCUGGGCGAGAAGCAGGCACAGUGUGAGGAGUUCCUGACCCGGGCGAUGUCGCUGUUGAUGGGGAAGGAGGAGGAGGCGGUGGCCGGGGAGGAGGAGGAGGAGGAGGCGGUGGUGGCGCAGGUUGCGCGCCCAGCUCUGCGCCACUCGCUGGCGCGCGUCUUGGUGGCGCUGUGGCGCACACGCGGGGACCUCGAGAAGCCGCGGCUGCUCUGCUACAACGCCCUGCUGCAGCACGAUGGGGAGGAGGGAGCCCUGCUGGCGCUGUUUGUGGCGAGCACCUGGCGUGCGGUGCUGCUGUGCCCGGGCCCGGUGAGCCACGCCGUGCAGGCCGUGGUGCGACAGCGGGCCACGGGGGACCUGCUCAAGUGCCUCUCCGCCUUCCUCUGCUGGGGCCAGAAGGCGCCACUGCCCGUAGACCUAGCCUCCAGCUUCCUCUUCACCCUGCAGCAGAGCCCCAAGGUCGGUUUCCAGCCGAGCCCGGACGCCGGCGAGGACCUGGGCGCCGACACUUGGCAGCUGGUGCUCGCCAUUCAGCUGUUGUGCGGACACCAGGGCUGGAGCUGGACCCACGACUCUUUUAUCAGCAAGCACCUGUGGCCGGUGAUGGGGAAGUGGACGCGGCAGCGGAGAGAGGUGGAGCGGCCGGGCUCGGCCGGGCCCCCCGUGCUGGACGCCACCGCUGCCGCCGUGCUGCGUCUCAUAGGUCGGCUGGGCAUCGCGGGGCUUGCGGCCGGCACGCUGACCCACGUCCAGAACCUGCUCAAGGUCAUGCUCACAUUUCUGCAGGAGGCUCACAAACAAGGCAUCGCAGCCGGCGUGCAGCAGGCAGCGGCACACGCAGCGGUCGACCUCUCCCCGUGCAGCAGUGGUGUGGCGCUGGACGCCCUGCGGGCUUGGAGCGCCGGCACCACAGUGCCUCCGGCCCUGGCGCGAAGGCUGGUGCCGCUCAUUCGCCACUGCGACUCCGGCCUGCCCUGACCGGCGCCAGCAGCUGGACGCCCUCGGAGCUGGGCUACCGAUGGAGGCGCAGGAGACCUUGCUCCGACGGACGUACACGGGGGGGGGGGGACGUGUUAUCCAUAGUGGCGACUCUGCAGGCGUGGGCUCGGCACGUGCAGUGGCGUCGAUAAAGGCCAAGCGAUGCGCUUGGGAAAUUUUAGGGCGAUCGUUGCUGGCAACGGUUGCUGCAUGAAAACAAUGUAGCUGCCCAAAUGUGUACAAAUCUGUGAUCGCUGCUUCCCCUCGUGGGUAACUGGGAUGGUGACUUUCCAAUCAGGAGAGAUCAUGUGCUCCGUCAUCCAGUUUUUUUUUUUUAUCAAACACACUCGGUACUGAUGUCGUUCGGAGUUGCCGUAUUUGGUCAUAGUAAAUUAAUAUCUGGUUACAGAUGUGGCACCGAAUGAACUAAAAUAAUCCUGGUGUACGAUGGAUUUAAUGGUUCGGUCGAAGUUGUCCCAUAGUUUGGAGUCGGACCCCUGCGGGGGAGGCAGCAAGAGCUCAGCUGUGGCUCUAACCCUGUAUGUGCACUACCCGGCAAAAGCCUGGCGUCGCUGGUGGAGGUGUCCACGUGCCUGCGUACGUGAGUGAUGUGUAUACUGUGUAUAUGAAUGCUGCGGCGGGUUGUUGCCUUUGGCUCUGCGUGUACAUAGUGAUUGUGAUUUUGUAAUAACGGUGGUGGUGGUGGUGGCGCAGCAGCGUUCAUCGUCUGUACAGGAGUGUGGGCUUAAGGUUUCCGCUGUACGGACUGUCAGUAUUGUAUUCACUGUGACAUUGUUAAUAAAAUAUUUGGUUACUCUA
Petromyzon marinus (sea lamprey) is the source of this 6437-nucleotide messenger RNA. The record is from RefSeq and is a predicted model, not a curated record. NCBI's taxonomy places the organism in Eukaryota, Metazoa, Chordata, Hyperoartia, Petromyzontiformes, Petromyzontidae.